Microplitis demolitor is the source of this 2386-nucleotide messenger RNA. It is a transcript of the gene odv-e66-10, whose product is annotated as putative envelope protein ODV-E66-10. The transcript has a single exon. NCBI's taxonomy places the organism in Eukaryota, Metazoa, Arthropoda, Insecta, Hymenoptera, Braconidae. Bases 68 to 2341 code for a protein of 757 amino acids. The record is from RefSeq and is a predicted model, not a curated record.
UUUGCUUUAUUAUAGAAGACUAAAACGAUAAAUUCAAUUAGCAAAUAAAAACUAAUAAAAAGUAACUAUGAUGAGUACGAUAGAAUGGUUUGUAUUGCUCAUUGCCAUCAUUGUGAUUAUACUUGCGUUAAUAACGUAUUUUAAUAAGCCAUCUCCCCUACGUCGCGUAUCAGAAAGACGUAAUUCGAAUGAAUCAGAAGUGACAAAUUCGAAUGAAUCUCUGAAACAAAAGAAUACUGACGUUGUACCAAAAAAAGAAAAUUCUAACCUCCCAUCAGCUCGUGUUAGUCGAGAGAUUCCUCCGGAGAAAUUAACUCCAGACUCAAAUAAAGCUCCGGGUCUGGAAAAACCAUCAGAAAUUCAAUCAGACAAAGAUAAUUCGAAUAAAUCAGAAACAACAAAUUCGAAUGAGCCAUCGAAUGAAAAGGAUGUUGCCAAUACGUCAAAAGAACAUUCUGAUGAUUCAUCACUUGAUGCUAAUCCAGAUGAACCUCCGGAGAUAAUAAAUCCCGAGCAAAAUGAAAACACAAGUCCAAUUAUACCAGCAGAAAUUGAAGAAGAUAAAGAAGAGGAAAAGACAUUACCCGAAAAAAACGUAGAUGACAUAAAUGACAAAACGAAGCGAAAACAAAAACUAAGAGAGGCACUGAAAAAUAAUUUGCCACUUGAAAGUGAAUACGAAAUGAUAGCUACCAAAAUGGAAGGGGAUAAAGACGCGGUUUUUAUGAAGAAAUUUACUGACGAUGAUAUGGAGAUGAAAGUUAACGAAGCUUCCUUGUUUGGCAUCGCACUUCUGAACAAAUACGCUUCCGACAACACAUUAACGAAAUAUUUACAAAUCGUUGAAUUUCUAAUCAAUCAUAUAGACAAAAAACUUGCAAAAGAAAAAUUUAACAAUUACCAGACUACGAUCUGGGGUUUUGGCUGGCACGACAUUAGCGUUUUGUUUGCACGCAUGCUGUCAAUGUACGAAAUCCUCGGCGAAAUUGAAGCUGUACUAGAAAUUUGUCGCCGUAGACUUAAUGAUAUGGGACCAAAGUUGGGCAAAGAGACGGGAUCGACGCCCGAGGGAGUCGAUCUUGUUCAUGUAAUGAUCCCGAGGUUGAUUACUGAUUAUAUAAACGACUUUGAUUCGUAUACAGCUGUCAUUGAAACGGGCAUAUUUACACGCUUUCGUAACGUUUUCGAUGUAACCGCAAAGAUAGAUGACGAUGGUGAAGACGGUUUGUAUCGAGACGGUUCAAAUGUUCGUCAUAAAGUAGCAACUUUCUCAAAUUUAGCGAAAUUAGGGAGCUUUUAUGUGAACAUAUACCGCGCGAUGGAUGACAGUCCGAAGAUAGAUGACGUUGUAGUAAAAUUAUUCGACAAGAUUCUGCAUCCAGACAUGGAUUUUGUACCCUAUGGUUUGUUUGGUCGGGAGCCUAAGAUAACUUGCAAGGAUAUUUUGAAAUAUUACUGGCCGGAAUAUAGAAAAGAAGCAAAGUUGGGCGCCAUUAUAUUUCCUUACAUUGGUCUCGGUGUAUUUAAAUCACCGAAAUUCAUAUUUGCGUUGCGUGUCCAACGUGAGGACAUUGCGGCCUACGAAAGCGAUCCAGAUAAUUUUGAAUUUGCCGCGGGAUGGAUUCAAAUGCGUAAAUUAUAUCUUACAGACGUCGAUUACAGUAAAUAUGAAAAUGUAAUGAAAUGGCCUGAACUUAAAUUACAACCAGGUGUGAUAUCAUUUGUCGAUGAUAAAUACAAUAAAUUUGACAAUUUGAAACCUGCAACCGGAUCAUUGGCUCAUUUAUGCCAAGGCGUCAGAUCGUACAUUGGACAUUUGACUGAUGAUAAUAAAAACUUGUUAUUCUGGAUCAAUAAUUAUAAGUUUGAUAAAAUUUAUGGUGAUUCCGAGGUAAUGGAAUACGGAAUUUGUACCGAUAACGGUUUAGUAAUGCAUUAUUCCGUAUACAAUAAAUUAGCGGAUCGUGAAUUGAAACUAAGAGUAAAAGACGAUGAUAUUAAAAGCGAUUCCCACAUGUAUAUUGAAACAGUUCCAGACUUAGAUGAAAACGGUUGCUUUACUUCCCGAACAAGGGGAACUUAUCGUUGGCGCCAAGUGUUUGAUACAAAUGUUGAACCUACUAGAAUAUUCAUUGAUUCGUUAUAUCGUAUUUCAUUUAUGUUCAAUAAAAAACGAUUCGAAAUACUUUUAAGUGAUGACAAAUAUUACUACACUAUUAAACGUGGUCUUGAUAUAAUUCUUGCUGGCAGCUCGCACAGCGAUCCCAAUGAUAGGUAUGAGUUAAAUGGCAAGAACUUCAUAAGAAAUCCCAAUACUAUGAUGUAUGAACUCGUUGAGUAAUUGGAUACAUUUAUUGAAAACAAAUUUAUCAUAUUGAAUUUUUAA